AUGCCAGUUUUGGACGGAGCCAUUCCAGUGGCUCAAGCUCCUCCAGGCCUUGGAAGCAUCGGUGCCGACAGAAGCAAUCAAGUGAUCACAAUCUCUUUGCUCGAGAUUGUUCAGGAUCCACAGGCGAGUGGCGCUCUUGAACUGCUCGACAUGGCAACCGGCAAACAGCUCGCCUUUUGGCCAGUCGUGAAAGCCACCGACGACAAGUUCCAGUCACCACCACGACACAUCAACAAUGUUACCAUGACAUCGCAGUUGUUCGGCCAGAACGGAGAUGGUGGCGGACGCCGAGGUAUGCUUUGGCAGGGCGUCAGUUCAUGGAGUAGUCACAUGAUCGUGCGCUUCACUUGGCGGAAACCGCGUCACCUCGGCGAGUGUAGCCGAUUCAGGCGAUGCGUUAGAAUGCUGUUCCAGAUCAGCGUUGGCUCUAGUAAGUUGUAG
This is a messenger RNA of Protopolystoma xenopodis, 441 nucleotides long. NCBI's taxonomy places the organism in Eukaryota, Metazoa, Platyhelminthes, Monogenea, Polystomatidea, Polystomatidae. The record is from the annotation of a GenBank genome assembly.